GGCCGGCUGGAGCGGCGCUGCAGCGGUCCGGCCUCGGCGGGCCAGACCCCCGGGGUUGCGCGAACGAUGCGCGGAGGAGUCAGGCGGCGGCGGCGGCGCUGAGCCAGGCAGAGCCAUGAGCCACCAGAUCCUGCUACUCCUGGCCAUGCUGACCCUGGGCCUGGCUAUCUCUCAGCGUCGAGAGCAAGUGCCCUGUAGGACGGUGAACAAGGAGGCCUUGUGCCACGGCCUUGGCCUGCUCCAGGUCCCCUCGGUGCUCUCACUGGACAUCCAAGCUCUCUACUUGUCCGGGAACCAACUGCAGAGCAUCCUGGUCUCCCCACUGGGCUUCUAUACAGCGCUUCGUCACCUGGAUUUAAGUGACAACCAGAUUAGCUUCCUCCAGGCUGGGGUCUUCCAGGCCCUGCCCUACCUGGAGCACCUUAACCUGGCCCACAAUCGGCUUGCCACAGGCAUGGCUCUCAACAGUGGUGGUCUGGGCCGCCUGCCCCUUUUGGUCUCCCUGGACCUGUCUGGGAACAGCCUGCAUGGCAAUCUGGUGGAGCGACUGUUGGGUGAGACCCCGAGGCUGCGUACGCUCUCACUGGCGGAGAACAGCCUCACUCGCCUGGCACGCCACACCUUCUGGGGUAUGCCAGCGGUGGAGCAAUUAGACCUCCACAGCAAUGUCCUCAUGGAUAUCGAGGACGGUGCCUUUGAGGCCCUGCCCCACCUGACUCACCUCAAUCUCUCCAGAAACUCCCUCACCUGCAUCUCAGACUUCAGCCUCCAGCAGCUGCAGGUACUAGACUUGAGCUGCAACAGCAUUGAGGCCUUCCAGACGGCCCCGGAACCACAGGCCCAGUUCCAGUUGGCCUGGCUCGACCUCCGGGAGAACAAGCUGCUCCACUUCCCUGACCUGGCCGUGUUCCCGAGACUCAUCUACCUGAAUGUGUCUAACAACCUCAUCCAGCUCCCUGCGGGGCUGCCCCGGGGCAGUGAGGACCUCCACGCACCCUCUGAAGGCUGGUCAGCCUCUCCACUGUCCAACCCCAGCCGGAAUGCCAGCACCCACCCUCUCUCCCAGCUCCUGAACCUGGAUCUGAGUUACAAUGAGAUCGAACUGGUCCCUGCUAGCUUUCUUGAACACCUGACCUCCCUGCGCUUCCUCAACCUCAGCAGAAACUGCCUGCGAUCCUUUGAGGCUCGACAAGUGGACUCCCUGCCCUGCCUGGUGCUUUUGGACUUGAGCCACAAUGUGCUGGAAGCAUUAGAACUGGGUACCAAAGUCCUAGGGUCCCUGCAGACGUUGCUUCUGCAGGACAAUGCCUUGCAAGAACUUCCACCCUAUACCUUUGCCAGCCUGGCCAGCCUGCAGAGGCUAAACCUACAGGGGAACCAGGUCAGUCCCUGUGGGGGGCCAGCAGAACCAGGUCCCCCGGGCUGUGUGGACUUCUCUGGGAUCCCCACCCUUCAUGUUCUUAACAUGGCAGGGAACUCGAUGGGAAUGCUCAGGGCGGGCAGCUUCCUUCACACCCCACUUACAGAGCUGGACCUCUCCACCAAUCCUGGUCUGGAUGUGGCCACGGGAGCCCUGGUGGGCCUGGAGGCAUCCUUAGAGGUACUGGAGCUUCAAGGCAACGGGCUGACUGUCUUGAGAGUGGACUUGCCCUGCUUUCUCCGUCUCAAGCGCCUUAACCUUGCUGAGAACCAGUUAAGCCACCUGCCCGCUUGGACGCGGGCUGUGUCCCUGGAGGUGCUAGAUCUGCGGAACAACAGCUUCAGCCUCCUGCCAGGCAAUGCCAUGGGUGGCCUGGAGACCAGUCUCCGGCGGCUGUACUUGCAGGGAAAUCCACUCAGCUGCUGUGGCAAUGGCUGGCUGGCGGCCCAGCUGCACCAGGGCAGAGUGGAUGUGGAUGCUACUCAGGACCUAAUCUGCCGCUUUGGCUCCCAGGAGGAGUUGUCCCUGAGCCUAGUGCGUCCAGAGGAUUGCGAGAAGGGAGGGCUGAAGAAUGUCAACCUCAUCCUCCUCCUCAGCUUCACACUGGUCUCUGCCAUCGUCCUCACCACGCUGGCCACCAUCUGCUUCCUCCGCCGGCAGAAGCUCAGCCAACAAUACAAAGCCUGACAGGCUCGGGAAGCCAGAGGGGCAGAGAAGUUGGGGUCCAACUCAGGUUACUCAGUGACCAGGGACUUGGUGUCCUGCACACUGCCGCGUGGGCAGGUUCCUUCCCAGGCUGCAUCUGUGGGCCAGCUGUGCAGCUCGAAGUGGGGCAGUUUACUGCACAGAGGAUGCCAACCGACAGCUCGACGCUGAGUAUCUGUUUCAGGCCACACCCGUCUCCGGGUACUAGUAAAUGAAACACAUGCCUAUCCUCAGGCAAGAGAGGCCGUCACUGAACCACACAGUGACCACAUAGGCUUGAGGUGGGGAAGCAGUAGGCUGGACAUGGAGAACCCACCCUGACUUAGAGCAGGAGAGCCAGCCCGUGAGAGGAUUUGUCUGAGUCCUUUCCACCCCGAGCUCUGUCGCAUCUGCUGAUAAUGACUUUCAGCCUCUCUGGAAAUGAAGAACUUGUGACCUGAAGAGAGAGCCAGAACCUCUCCCCAGAGGUCUUAAGUCUAGGCUCCUAGGCUAGGGGCUGCACCAGCUUAAAGUGUGAUCACCUAGGCUUCCACGCAGGCCUGGGCCGUCCUGUGUCCUGCUUUGGACAGGCCUUCUCUCCAGUGCACUCUUGUAUCACACACACACUGACCCUGGUGCUGCCUGUUCCCCAACCCCCUGCUCAGGCCUCCUUCUAUCCCAGCCCCACCCUGACUUUUGAGCCAAGAGGGAGAGCCUCAGCUAUCUGGUUCAGCUUAGCAGCUGCAGAGGCAAAGUCAAGCCAACUCUCAGAGGUUUCUGUGUUAUCUGGGUUAUACACAAGAAGAAAACAAAUUUCCUUAUGCAUUCUCCUUUGAGAGCCUCAUGGCUCAGAGAGCUGACGAAGCCAAAAUGAAUCAAGUCCAUGUCCUCCCAUCUCUGGGGCCAAAGCUUUGCCAGUGCGGUACCUGCAGGCUGUCAAGUGGACAGGAAGUGGCCCUGCCCUAACCAGGAUCCAAGCACACUUGCUACAUAUACCCCCUCCCUCUCAGACAGGCGCCCACAGACCCUCUGCCUCUCUGCCUCAGUGUCCCUUCUUUGCAGAAGAGUAUGAAUUCUUCCUUUCUCUUUCUGCUCCCCAAAAUCUCAUUGAGUGUAAUCUCCCCACUGAACAGAUAGGGAAAGUUAGGUGCAGGCCUUGCUCAGAAUCACGCAAGUCAAUGGAAGAAAACUGGGAACAAAAGUAGCUGGGCGGUUGCGCCAAGGCAGAGGGUUUGCUUUGUGUGCUCAAGGCCCUGAGCUGGAUGCCAGCGGCUGUACCCGUGUUUCCCUACGCUCAGCAGUCACAGCACGAGACAAGGCCAGCUACCAUGCCAGUCCUCACCAGGCAUGGAAAAAUAAUAGGGACACACACACACACACACACACACACACACACACACUGUCUCCACUCAUUCUCCAGGCUUGUGGGCUGCAGGGAGGAAGGGGAGUCCUGGACCCAGUCACAGAGCCUGCUGCAUCAGAUCCCUGUGCUCGGCCCACAGUCAGCCAGAGCUUCCGUAAUGUACAAGAAGACGAAAACGCCAUUCUCUCUACCCCACUCUACAGGUGAGGGGACUGAGGCCCAGAGAAGGUUAAAGGCUCCGAGGACCAAUAGGCAGAUCCAGACCUAGAACCUUCCCUCACUGGUGCUGCUGCGCACACAGCUCUUCUCCUCGGCCUGGAGGCCAAGGCGUGGUGGCCCCUGGGCCUGAACUCUGAAAACACUAAUCAAUGCUGCUCUCACCUCCCAGGACUGGCCUCUACCGGGCCCUGGGACCCGCUCUUUGUAUAACUCACAUGAAUGUAUUAAAGUAUAAUUUUGGAGAAA
Molecule: messenger RNA, 3932 nt
Organism: Mus musculus (house mouse)
Lineage: Eukaryota; Metazoa; Chordata; Mammalia; Rodentia; Muridae
Gene: Lrrc32
Product: leucine rich repeat containing 32
Exons: 3
Coding region: 116-2107 (663 amino acids)
Biological process (GO): transforming growth factor beta receptor signaling pathway; establishment of protein localization to extracellular region
Cellular component (GO): cell surface; nucleoplasm; plasma membrane
Molecular function (GO): transforming growth factor beta binding; receptor ligand inhibitor activity
Source: RefSeq, marked validated